AUUCGAUUCGAUCGUCACAAUUUCGAAAAAUCUCGAAUCGCUGCGCUUAUGUUUUCAAAUGGAUUUCGCUUUACGGAAGAUUUCUUCGUGUCAACGAGUGAGGAGUCUGUUGCAAUAGGAUAAUAGUCCUUGAGGAAGAAAUCUCGAGGGAAUAUCGAAGGACAGUUUGUCGUGAUGGAGGGCCCUCGGACGAGUGGCCGAUUCAAGGCGAAUUCCCACACAAAUUCCGGACAUAAACAGGGGAGGAAGAGACAGGGUGGAAAAGCGAGAAAAUGCGUCUGUCUCCCAGUGGACUACAAGUCCAUUCAAUUUCCCAUAGUCUGGUCUGAGUUCAGAACGAAUCAGCAGUUCUGCGAUGCCAUCGUGAGAUGUCAAGAUGAUGCUGUCUUCUCGAUUCAUCGGGUGAUCCUGUCGGCCGUGAGCCCGUACUUCAGGGCCCUCUUCACGAACAGCCUCCAGGUCCCCGGGAAAAGUGAAAAGUCCGAGGUGUCUCUUGACACAGCACCUGGAGCCAUGUUCUCCCUGAUCUUGGAUUACGCUUACACAGGAACGUGCAACGUCACCGUGGACAACGUCGAGCAGCUCCUGCCGCUGGCUGACCUGCUGGAGGUCCUGGGGGUCGUUCAGCUGUGCUGUCAGCUACUGAUAGCGGAAUUGAAGGCGGACAAUUGUCUCGGAAUUUACAAAUUUGCGAGGCAUUACUUCUGCAACGAGCUCGAAAGCAAAAGCCGAAAAUACAUCCGCCAUCAUUUCACGGAGAUCCUGAAGGAGAGUGGAGAAUUUUCGGAAUUAACUUGCGAUGAACUUCGGUCGAUCCUGAUCGACGAUGAUCUCAACGUCUGGAACGAGGAAAUUGUGUUCGAGGCGUUGAAGAGGUGGAUUGAGAAUAAUGAGAGUGAGAGGAAGUCGUGUCUUCCAGUUUUGCUGGAGUGCGUUCGACUGGGGCUCAUGAGCAUUCAGUAUAUAUCAACGAAAAUUGUUAAUUGGAAGCUGGUCCAGGAGAGCAAGAAAUGUCAGAAGCUCCUGCGAACAACGAACGCCCACCUGGCAGAGUCUCGUUCGCGUCCCCGAAUCCCCUAUGAAAUAAUCUUCGCAAUUGGCGGCUGGACCGGGGGUUCCCCCACCAACUUCAUGGAGACUUACGACGUCAGAGCCGACAGUUGGUUCGUGGUGAAUACCGAUGUUGCCCCGAAGGCAUAUCACGGCCUCUGCACCCUCAACAAUCUCAUCUACAUGGUCGGUGGUUAUGCUGGACACCAGUACUUCAACACCCUCUGCUGCUACGACCCCAUCCAGAAAAAUUGGUGCGAGAGGGCAUGUAUGUAUCAUGCAAGGUGCUACGUGAGUGUGUGUACACAUGGUGGAAAAAUUUAUGCCCUCGGGGGCUCCAAUGGCCGGGAGAGGAUGAACUCCGCCGAGCGUUACACCCCUGAACGCAAUCAGUGGGACAUCAUACCACCGAUGAACACGAGAAGAUCAGAUGCUAGUGCAGCUGUGCUGAAGGAUAAAAUUUAUGUUGCUGGGGGAUUCAAUGGCUUCGAGAUAUUCCAGUCCGCGGAGGUCUUCGAUGUCGAGGCCAAUCAGUGGACGUACAUCAGGUCCAUGAUGAAUCCUAGGGCGGCACCUUCGCUGAUUGCUCACAGGAACGAUCUUUAUGCUUUUGGGGGGUUCGAUGGCUCCGUCAGACUCACUUCAGCUGAGAAGUACAACCCUAAUCAAGCGGCGGAGUGGCAGCAAGUGGCCGACAUGAUAAAUCCGAGGAGUAAUUUUGCUUCGGUUGUUGUUGAUGAUAUGAUUUUUGUCAUUGGAGGGUUCGAUGAUUACACGACGAUUACAUAUGUCGAGUGCUACGAUGCUGAUGCUAAUGAGUGGUACGACGUCGCCCCGAUGAACUUGAAUAGAAGUGGAUUCGGUGCCUGCGUUUUAUUGGGACUCAGCAACGCGAAGGAAUAUUCUUAUCUCAGUAAAGUGAAGAACUGCAGCGAUGGUACGAAAAACUGAGCACUUCCGACACUUUAUUUACGUUUAGAAUCACUCGAUACCGCACCUCCAGGUCAAUCAAGUGCCAGAACCUGCGAUUAAGGGGGGAGGUCGUCACCAGGAGUUCAGGUUGAAGUCUAGACUGGGAAGAUCAAGAUGAGACGUGGACACAGCUGCAGUCAGAACCACGAAUUUAGAUUUUACGAGCAUUCAAUUACUUUUGUAUAAUUUUUUUUUUAAUGUCAAUUCCAUCGCUUUGGUGGAGGUUUGCACAGAAGCUCUCACAGCUGUCGCUAUUUUUAUAUGAAAAUUUAUAUUAAUAUUUUCGUCACCACUGGGUUCUGUCAAUCCAACUCUUCUUUCCCCUCUUCAGGAGAAAUUUCUGAGUAUUGAUAUUUUAAUUUUCCUUAUGCUAAAGACGUGGCACUAUUUUUAACGAAUAUCAACUUUUUGAGCGCUUUGUUAAGACUUUUUUUUAAUUUAUCAAAUGUAUACGAUGUCAUCAUCUCAAAUUUUUCGUGCACAAGUUGAUGAUUACAACAAUCACAGGAAAGUAUCUGAAGCAUUGAAAUAUAAAAAUAUGGAAAACUG
This is a messenger RNA of Diachasmimorpha longicaudata, 2571 nucleotides long. RefSeq names its product kelch-like protein 10. Bases 175 to 2001 code for a protein of 608 amino acids. NCBI's taxonomy places the organism in Eukaryota, Metazoa, Arthropoda, Insecta, Hymenoptera, Braconidae. The record is from RefSeq and is a predicted model, not a curated record. Gene Ontology annotation, molecular function: protein binding. The transcript is spliced from 7 exons.